GAUCAAGUUUCCCAAACCUGAAUACAAGCCACGCUCAGGUCGAACAUCUGAUCCGUAGAUAUGCUGCUUAGCAGGAAUGUUAGAAAAUGCUCAGAAAAUGUCAACAUGCCCGAACAGGAACCCUCUGAGCUGCUGCGGGACUAUGAAACGCCUGUGCAACUCAAGUAUGUGCCGUUUUCAGACAACACAAUGGACUCACAUGUAGAAACAUGAAACAACGGAGAGGAGGGAAAAACAGGCAGGACCUCAUUUGACUGGACGGUUUGGAAAAAGUACAGCAGGGUGCUCUUGCCACUCCCAACUGUGUAAUCAGGUGACCGAAGGCGUGGCGUGCAACAACGCUUCUUUCACUUUACGCCACAACGCUGUUCUGCUUCCUAUAGGGCAGAGGUUACAUGCUCAGAAAGGUGGACUUGUUCACACUGACUCAGCAUGGGUCUUCCCGGGGGGAUCAAGUGUUUGAAGUAUCUCAUUUUUAUCUUCAACGCUUUCUUCUGGCUUGCAGGCACUGCUGUCCUGGCUAUAGGUCUGUGGCUGAAACUGGACUCGCAAACCAAGGGCCUCUUUGAAGGACCGGAUCCUCCGUAUGUUUUCUACACAGGUGUUUAUAUCCUCAUCGGAGUUGGCGUGCUCAUGAUGGUGGUGGGCUUCCUGGGAUGUUGUGGCGCAAUCCAGGAGUCACCGUGGAUGCUGGGCCUGUUCUUUUUCUUCCUGCUGAUCAUAUUUGGCAUCGUGAUCGCGGCUGGAAUCUGGGGAUUUUCGAACCAGACCAAGGUGGUGAAUGACAUCAGUGCAACCUACACACAGAUGUACAAUUCGUACAAGAAAACUGGAGAUGAGAGCCUUAAAAAGGCUCUGCGCGUGAUCCACGAUGGGUUGUACUGCUGCGGUGUCAAGGGUGCGAUGGAAGAAACUGAACCGGACCUUUGUCCCCGUGCAGAACAGCAGCUUGAGAAGCUCAUUACUAAGAAGUGUCCUGAAGUCAUCGAGGAGGUGUUUUUCUCCAAGCUACACAUUAUUGGAGGAGUCGGGAUCACCAUUGGAGUUGUUCUGGUGUUCGGGUUGAUCUUUAGCAUGCUUCUGUGCUGUGCCAUCAGGAAAUCUCGGGAGGUGGUUUGAAAUACCUACUGGAAGUUAUUGUUGUUGUUGCAUGAUGUCGUUCUCAGAGUCAACAGACUCUGCACUGCCAACAAAAAUAAAUCACUGCUUGUUCAAAGAGGGUGCUAAACUAAGCUAGGAGGAGUCAAUAUAAUUCUGGCUGUAGAGAACGUGAAAGUAUGAUACAAUGAAUUCUGGCUAAGCUAGUUCAUUCAUGUAAACACUUUUCAGAAUUGUGCUACGACAGAGCACAACGUGCACAAAAUGUUGACCUUCAUACGGACCUUCGGGUCUGUGUCUUAUUUAGUAAAGACACGGGCCUUCCCCUAGAAAGUAAUUAUCCCGUUCCAGCAUUAAGAGAUUUUUUUUAUACAUGAAAGAGAUUUAUGAAAUGAAAACUAACAAAAAAAAUAUUACAUUCGUCUAACUUGAUUUAAUUGGCCCAAAAAAGAAAGAAGCAACAUUUUGCCAGUUAGCAGAUUUUGGCAGAAUGCUCGCUUGUUUGUGAGCUUUUUUUUUUAAAACUCUCAAUCAGAUUUAGCUGAUUUCAUUGAUUUUUACCGAAAUGACAUCAAAGCUAACCAGAGGCCAGAGAAGGUUACCGCCAGAGCUCAUGUUUCAACAUACCUUUGCAUACUCUCUACAGUGUAUCAGUGUAUCAGAUAUGACUUUGCUCCUGAGAUAGAUGUGAUGUUGUCACUAAGCCCAUAUAUAGAAUGGGUGCCAUCUGCUUCAGCGGCAGUGUAGUACUGAAAUGUAUAAAUUUGUGGUUAUUUGACUGAUAUCGGCAUUUGUGAGCUUCUAUCUAAGCGAAACAGCAUGUCAGUGUGCGUUGAUGACAUUGAUUUCGAUUUCAAUCACUUCGGAUCUCCUACGACUGAAAACGGUAAACACCACCACUAAAGUGCAACACAGCUGUAGACAUAGCAAUAAAACUAAGGAUGGCUAGCAGCCAAAUGAAUGCCAAGCUAUAAACUACAAGAUGUUUGUGGCGUAAACAGGCUUGGCAUUACAGUAGCAUCUGGGUUCCAUUGAUUUCUAUUGUUUCUUUUACCUUUGCCCUUGUUUAAAAUCCCUUUACUUUUUUUCCAUGUUUUGUAUGUUGUGUUUUGGUUUAUUUUUCUAUUUGUAAUAUUUUUGAUGUUUGGCGUGUAUAUGGCAAAUGCAGUUUGAUUAUUUGCAGGGUCAUCCUGAUUUGAAUGACUUUGUUCAUUUAUACACUAUGCACUAUGUUAAAAUGGGUCAAAAGUUAACAAGAGCCAAAUAUAUUAAAGUGAUUUAAGUUGAA
Fundulus heteroclitus (mummichog) is the source of this 2386-nucleotide messenger RNA. It is a transcript of the gene cd9a, whose product is annotated as CD9 molecule a. Gene Ontology annotation, cellular component: membrane. Lineage: Eukaryota; Metazoa; Chordata; Actinopteri; Cyprinodontiformes; Fundulidae. The transcript is spliced from 8 exons. The coding region runs from base 433 to 1119 and encodes 228 amino acids. The record is from RefSeq and is a predicted model, not a curated record.